Molecule: messenger RNA, 4380 nt
Organism: Toxotes jaculatrix (banded archerfish)
Lineage: Eukaryota; Metazoa; Chordata; Actinopteri; Toxotidae
Gene: numbl
Product: NUMB like endocytic adaptor protein
Exons: 9
Coding region: 192-2420 (742 amino acids)
Source: RefSeq, a predicted model, not a curated record
AUUUGCGGCUUCACAUCGCCUCGAUACAUCUCUUUCACGGGGCGGACGAAGAAGAUUUUGUGAAAUUACCAAUCACAGAUUAUUCUUGUGUGCGAUACAUUUCUGUCCGGGGUCCUGGAUUUACACAGAGGAGGAGCGGGGAGCCGAUCAUCCGUCGUUCUCUUGGUACCAGGGAGCACGUGACCCCGGAGAUGAACAAGCUUCGUCAGAGCCUGAGGAGGAAGAAGCCCACCUACGUGCCAGAGGCCAGCAGACCACAUCAGUGGCAGGCAGAUGAGGAGGCCGUACGCAAGGGCAAAUGUAACUUUGCUGUUCGGUACCUGGGGCUGGUAGAGGUGGAGGAGUCGAGAGGGAUGCAUGUAUGCGAGGAGGCAGUGAAGAAGCUCAAAGUUAGUGGGAAAAAGACAGUAAAGGCAGUAUUGUGGGUUUCAGCUGAUGGACUCAGGGUGGUGGAUGACAAAACUAAGGACCUCAUAGUGGACCAGACCAUAGAGAAGGUUUCGUUCUGCGCUCCUGAUCGUAACUAUGACAAGGCCUUCUCCUACAUCUGUCGAGACGGGACCACCAGACGGUGGAUGUGCCACUGCUUCAUGGCUCUCAAAGACUCGGGGGAGAGACUGAGCCAUGCAGUUGGCUGUGCCUUUGCCGCCUGUCUGGAAAGGAAGCAGCGCAGGGAGAAGGAGUGCGGCGUCACGGCGUCCUUCGAUGCCAGUCGCACUUCAUUUGUUCGUGAGGGCUCCUUCCGUGUAAACUCCUCCUGCAGCCAGCAGGGCAGCAGCAGCGAGCGGGAUGACAAACUGCAGGACAAGAAGAAAGACCAGCCCUCUGCUAUCCCAUCUCUUCCACCUGGCACUGCCUCCCCACCCGAGGGUGCAGCGUCCCCCAUGGACCGCCCGGAACCAGGUGGGCCUCACGCCAUCCCUCGCCGCCACGCGCCCAUUGAGCAGCUGGUGCGUCAGGGCUCGUUCCGGGGAUUCCCAGCACUCAGCCAGAAGAACUCCCCCUUCAAGAGGCAGCUGUCGCUCCGCCUCAACGACCUGCCAUCCACACUGCAACGAAAGACUGACUUCCAGGCCAAGAACCCUGAGAUGGAUAUGGGGUUGCCAUGUGAGGGAGACAGUAGUAUUAAUGCCCUGUGUAGCCAGAUCAACACCUCCUUCACUAAGCCAUCGGACGACCUCUUCUCCAACCCCUCUAUGUCUGCAAAUGGCCCUCCAACCUGCACUGUGCCCCCUGUACUGCCUCCACCACCUGCACCGAUGCAGGCCACUUCUUCCUGGGUGCAGCCAGAGCCUCCACUCCAGUCUCCUCCUCCAGUUUCCGUGGCGAUGCAGAUGCAGAGCGGACACAAACGCACACCCUCCGAGGCUGAACGAUGGCUGGAGGAAGUCUCCAAGGCUGUCAAGGCCCAACAGACCCCUCCACCAGGUCCCACCAUCCCCACCAUUCCUGGGCCACCCACAAUGUCAAGUCAUCAGAUGUCCAGUCAGGCAGCCAUAGCAGCUGCCCCAGUGUCCACUGUCUCCGUGUCCCUAGGCACCAUGGCCAAACCCCUCAUCUCGGGCCCCUCUGCCCUCUCUAGUCAGGCUCCAAUGCCCCUUCCACCGAUGUCAAUAUCAUCAGUUCCUCUAAUACCAGGCCCUCCAGUGUCAGGGCCCCCUAUGUCUCUUCCCUCCAUGUCCAUCCCCACCAUGUCUGGCCCAAGCAUGUCUGGGGCCCCCAUGAUCCAACCCUCUCUUCCUGGGCCUCCAGGCUCCCUUCCAAGCUCCAUGCAGCCCUUCCCCUUGGCUUUUGAUGCUACGCCCGCCCCUGUAGGAAUGUUUGCCAGCCAGCCUGUCCAGCCAUCAUUUGUGCCCAUGCAGACCUACAUGCCAGGCCUGGCCAGCAGUAUGACCUAUCCCAACGCCAGUGUGCCUGUAGUGGGCAUCACACCAUCACAAAUGGUGGCCAACGUCUUCUGCACUGCUACAGGCUCGUCAGGUGCAGGCGGAGCCAUGGGCUCGACUGGAGGAGGACCCAAAAUGGGGGCAGUAGGAACAGUUGGCCAGCACCAUUCUUACCCAACAGUACCUGGUGCAGUUGGGCCCAGUGGAGGGUUUUCUACACCACCAUUCUCUUCCACUCCGCCAUUAUCAUCAGCCAUAAAUGGCCUCCCACCACACAGCAGCGCCAUGAUGGCCCUCCAGAAUGGGACCUCCAGCAGUGGCGGAAAUGGUGGCAGCAGUAGCAGCUGGCCACCAGAGGGCAGCCAGCUAACAGCUCCGGUAGCCAGCGAUUCUCAAGACGACGAUCGUUUUGAGGCCAAGUGGGCAGCACUGGAGACCAAACCAGCGCCUCAGCAACCAGGGAAUAAGGCGCCAGCUGCAGCAGCCAACCCAUUUUCCAACAAUCUGCAAAAGACUUUUGAGAUUGAGCUCUAAGACAGACUCCACCUCCCAAAGCUGUAGUGCUAGCCCUGGAGUUAAAGCCUGAGAUAGCCAGGCACUAAUUCCAGCAUCUCUGCGUAGAAUGGGAUGCAGGUCCUUACAGUUAGCCUAGCAUCUGAACCCUGGCAGCCUGGCAACUGCCUAAAAGUUCUCAUAGGAGUCAGUACUAUAAUGAUCUUAAUUGCUUUCUUUACACUCCCAUGAGAGCUUGGGAGGAGGCUGGCAGAUUGCUAGGCUGCCACUGGAGGAUCAGGUCUCUAGUUCACUGAACUUGAUGGACUGAUACUUCUACUCCACCUGCUACCUGCCUCUCUUUCCUGCUUUCACUUUUCCACUCUGGCUUUACUUUACCUGCUGCAAGCCCCUGGAUGUACUGUACGUGCCCUUUUGAGGAAGUUGUGGAGGGACACAGUUCAGUGGUUUCUUUCUUUAAAAGGGGACUCCACUCAGACGCAUUCCAAUCCCAUGAGAUGUUUUUGCUGGUUUUGUUUCUGGUGGAGAUUUUGGUGGAGAAUUAGUGGACAUGCAGAGAUAUGAAGAGAACUGAUUUGUUGACUGAUGAUCAGACUGAUGCUGAUCUUAGCCAAGCACAGCAGAAGUUGGGAUACCUGAAAGGACUCACCAAUGAUGUAAGACCCAACCCUACCAACCCAAAAGGACUUACUGACCAAUAGUAGAGAUUUAUGGCCAAAAUUAUUUUAUUUAUUGUAUUUUAUUUUUUACUUUAACAAGUUAUAUAUACUUAAAAGUCUAAAUUUUAAAGCAGUGUUUCAGGAGCGUGUUGUUUUUUAUCCCCCAUAUUUAUUUUUUUUGAAGCUUAAAGAGGAGGGAAACUACACGUAGCAGACAAGUAACAGGUAUGAAUGUGCAGCAGUAGAGGGAAAGCGCUGUGGGAAACUGAGUCAUGUAACAAGAACCAAAUAGCCAGGGCUGACAGUACAGCGGUGUGUAGUGCGACAUGUGAAACAGUAAGUGUACAUAGCGGCAUGUUUCUUCCACCCGUUAGCCCUCACGUAAAUAAGCUCCACUGCUGCAGAGGGCCAGUUGAGUCAGUAUGGCUUUAAUUUGGCUAUGUAACCCAUUUCUGUUGCUAAAGCCUUCCCUCAAGGGCACUGGGACAUGAAAAAUCACUUCAGGAGCUCCAGCACACAGACACUCUGGACAAUAUGGCACAACAGUCCUUUGGACUCCAUCAUCUACAGACAAACCCAAGGAACUUUUAACAACUCAGUGGAAAAAAAACAAAACAAAACAACAACUUUACAACACUGUGCAACUGGUUGAAAAAAUGAUGCACUACAUUCCAACUUUCAUAAAUCCUCUAAUGUGCUCAAACACAGGGUAUAUCCUCAUCACAUACAGUAUGAUUGUGUAUUCACCUCUACUGCAGUACUCCUGUAUCAGCUGCAGUAGUACUGCACUCAUAAUGGAUGUUGGGAUUGAUGAUUAUGUGUGAAAAGAGAAGAGGAACAUGAGCAGACAUAGAGUAAGGCAUGGCAAAUGAGAGAAGAAGAGCAGCGACAGAUCUAUGAUGCAGAACCAAAAUUUGAUUGAUAGACUGACAGGAAGAGAAAACAUAGAACAGCUGAAGAAUAGAGGAAAGAAGGAAGGAUAACAUGUACGUGAGAGCCUGAAGGAGAGAAUGGAGCUAUACCUUUAAAAAGAGAGAUGGAGGAAGUCUGAAGGAAGGAAAAUGAGAUGAUAUGUGAUAAAAGGGAGAGAGACUGUGUGAAAAUAUUAAGAACAAAGACACAUUCAUCACAGAGCCCACAAACAGAACACUGUCUACCGUUUUUACAUCUUCUUUUUUGCCUGAAGGCCAAGCCACUUCCAUUUCAGCAUCACGUUCCUCAACUCUUCAAACCUCGUAAACAACAUUUUUGAUUAUAUUUAAAAAAAAAAAAAACGUUGCUUUUUAUAUAAUUGCAGUCUCAUAAACAAGAUUUUUUUCAAA